Patiria miniata (bat star) is the source of this 2795-nucleotide messenger RNA. It is a transcript of the gene aldh8a1, whose product is annotated as 2-aminomuconic semialdehyde dehydrogenase-like. Gene Ontology annotation, molecular function: oxidoreductase activity, acting on the aldehyde or oxo group of donors, NAD or NADP as acceptor. The coding region runs from base 107 to 1558 and encodes 483 amino acids. The record is from RefSeq and is a predicted model, not a curated record. Lineage: Eukaryota; Metazoa; Echinodermata; Asteroidea; Valvatida; Asterinidae. The transcript is spliced from 9 exons.
UACUCCAACACCAUGUGACAUUCUCAGCUAGCUACGCAGAGCAUGCAGACGAAACGUAAAGAACUCGCGUUUAUUUUCCACAAUCCUUGCAAAUAAACGGGGGGAAAUGGCAGAAAUAGUGGUGGAGAACUUUAUCGGAGGCGAGUUUUUGAGGACCGAGUCGUACCUGGACAGCUACGAUCCGUCCACUGGGGAGGUUUGGGCCAGAAUUCCGGACAGCGGGGAGGCAGAAAUCGAGCGGGCAGUGCAGGCCGCCAAGUCGGCAUUCCCAGGAUGGUCGUCCACACCAGCCGAGGAGCGUUCCCGCAUCAUGCAACGCAUCGCCGACAUCGUGGAGUCGCGUCUGCAGGAGUUUGCUGAGGCCGAGUCACGUGACCAGGGCAAGCCGGUCUCAUUGGCUACCCGGGUGGACAUACCCAGGCUCAUGCACAACUUCCGUUUCUUCUCGACAUCAAUACUCCACAUGACAAACAGUUCAACACUCCUUGACAAAGCCGGUGCCGUCAACUACACGACGCAAACUCCAGUGGGCGUGGCCGGACUCAUCAGCCCCUGGAACUUGCCAGUGUACCUCCUGAGCUUCAAGAUCGCCCCCUGCAUCGCCUUCGGCAACACUUGCAUCUGUAAGCCCAGCGAGAUGACAUCUGUUACUGCUUGGAUGCUGGCGAAGGUGUUCAACGACGCAGGUGUCCCUCCGGGUGUAAUCAACAUAGUUUUCGGCACGGGCCCCCGGGCCGGCCAGGCCCUGGUCAAGCACCCGGACGUUCCCCUGAUAUCGUUUACCGGUGGCACGGCUACCGCUGAGCACAUCAUCAAGACCAGCGCGCCGUUCUGCAAGAAGCUUUCAUUGGAGCUUGGGGGUAAGAAUCCCGGUGUCGUCUUUGAGGAUGCGGACUUUGAGAACUGUGUACAGACCUGCGUACGAUCCAGCUUCGCCAACCAGGGCGAGAUCUGCCUCUGCACCAGCCGAAUCUUUGUCCAGGACACCAUCUUUGACAAGUUUGUGGAGCGCUUUGUCCAAGAAACGAGGAAGUUAAAAGUAGGCCCACCGCAGGAAGCCAGCAGCAACCUGGGAGCCCUGAUCAGCAAGGAGCACCUGCAGAAGGUCAAAGGUUACGUAGCCAUCGCCAGCCAAGAUGGCGGCACAGUGCUGUGCGGACAGGAAAAGGAGACGUUAGAGCUUCCAGAGAAAAACAAAAAUGGUUACUUUAUGAGGCCAACGGUCAUCGUCAAUGUUCCCGACGACACUCGCAGUAUGCAGGAAGAAAUCUUUGGCCCAGUCACUUGCAUCAACAGCUUCAAGUCAGAGGAGGAGGCGAUCCAGAGAGCCAAUAACGUCAAGUUCGGACUGUCCGCUUGCCUGUGGACACAGGACGUUAGCCGGGCGCACCGAGUGGGCCAAAAACUGCAGGCUGGUACUGUCUGGACGAACUGCUGGCUUGUCCGUGACCUGAACUUGCCCUUUGGUGGAACGAAGGCCUCUGGAAUCGGCCGUGAGGGCGCCACCUCUUCAAGGGAGUUCUUCACUGAAGAGAAGACCAUUUGCAUCAAGCUUUAAGGUUUGUUAAGGGGUGUGUCCUUGUCAAAGAAGGGCGUGGCUUUAUCAAAAAGGGUAUGGCAAGGGGUGUGUCCUUGUCAAAGAAGGGCGUGGCUUUAUCAAAAAGGGUAUGGCUUUGUCAGAAGGGGCGCGGCUUUGUCAAAAAGGGUGUGGCUUUGUCAAAAAAGGUGUGGCUUUGUCAAACAGGGCGUGGCUUUGUCAGAAAGGGCGGGGCUUUGUAUAAAACAGAAGGGUAAGACUGGUACAAAAAAAAGGUGUGGCUUGUCUCAUCCAGAAAAGGAGGAAAGGUGUGGCCUUGUCCAAGCUCGGAUUGGCCUUGCCCAAAAAUGGUAUGGCUGUUUUUUUUUUAAAGGGCGUGGUGUUGUGUAAAAAAGGUGUGGCCUGUGCCAAAAAGGGCGUUGCCGAACACGGUUUUACUGUGAAGUUUUUGUUCUCUUGUUACGGGUGGACGCAUGUUCGAUUACGAGUUAACUUGCCAUUUUGAAUGAAGCUUGGAGAACUUGUAAAACAGCUGCAACAAUUAAAAAUUGGCUUUUAUAAAAAUAUGUAAAAUGGUAUAUUUUUGCUUGAAUUUUUUUUUCUAUAUGGUAGAAAGGGCACCUGAAAGCCAGUUAUGUUUUUAUUUUCAAAGAAAAGACGGUGGAUAUAUGUCGGCAACCGUGAGGUUUUUCGUUGUCUUCCUUCUAAUUGUUUUUGGCGCUGAAAUAAUGCUAUGAAUGAAGAUAUAAUAUUAUGCUUUCUUUUUUAUAUUUCUAUCAAUGAAUAUUCUCUCCAGCAGCAUACUCCGAAAAUGUUGAUUUACAGUAAACUAAAUCUUUAUUUUCUAUGCAAUAUAUUGUUUAUUUGUUUGUUUUAUUUUUAAUCAGUUUGCGUUUCCUGCAGGCAAUUUUUUUUUUUUAUUUCAGUUUGUGUUCGGAUAUGUAUUCAGUUUCAUUAAUUUGAUGGUUUUUAUAUACUUUGCAUUCAUAUUAUAGGCUGCGCUGAUGAACAAUCUAUUCUCUACACUAUUUUUUUUUGCCAUAUAUUAUCCCAAAAAAUAUCUGCGUGCGAUGACCAUAAUAUCUAUAGAAAGCGACCAUAAUAUCUAUUUUCUGUAUAUGAUUUGUGAUUUAUUUUCUGUUUAUUUUCUACAUCAGAGUUUAUUUCUUUAACUGCAUGCAGUUUUUUUAUGUUUGGUUUGUGCUUGUACAAUACUUCCAUUGUUUCAUAAAGUUUGUUGAUUAUUCGUCACUCUGAA